GUACACUCGGUGACUCGGUCGCAUCGACUCGUAACGAUCAAUCCAGGAUCAUCAACACUAAACAACGAUGGUUAGUUCAUCCUUCUGUUGGAUUAUUCAGUCGAUGAUAGCCUUUCUCUUGAGCUUCAAUACAUCUUGAUGGACGAGGGAGAAAGCGAGUCUUGUCAUCGCUUCCUCCCUCGGGUCCAACCGAGAUCGAUCGCAUGGCAGACCCGCCAACCCCUCCACACACCCCCGCCAGCUCGUCCAAAGGCACGUCGAAUGUCAACCAGGGAAAUGUGAAUAAUGGCGGUAUCCGAAAUAAUGGAGGUGUCGUCACUGGGAACGUUGCCGGGUUCAACACGAUAGUCGGAACGCUCAAUAUCACCGUCGAUUCGGCCUCUAAUCUCACGGAUAAUAUUCAAAGUUUCACUGCGCGUGUUGCGACGGCUGCGGAGAGGUUGAGGGAUGUUGAGAAUAGGAUUCGCGCGACUUCGCAGCUUUUGGGUAGUAUUCGCGAUUUGGUCAUUGCGCGAGCGGCGAAGGAGGAUAUUCAGAUCAACAGGGAUUUCAGAGUUCAAGAUGGGGAUGAUACCGGGGCUGCAAGCGGUGUUCCGACGAAUGAUGGAACGAGAGGUGGAAAUGCAGGUGGUGAAGGUGAAAGAGGCCUCGAUGCUGGUCAAGCUCCAGAUGGCGCAACGGCUCCAGCACCGAACAUCCUGGAGAAACCCUGCUUUCGCGACUUGGUGAAUGCGAGUAAAAGUGCCGCUGAACGUUUUGAUAUCAUCAAUACAAGGAUUCGGGAGGCAUUCAACAGAAUCGAGCCUAUGCACCGAGGACGGGCCAAGGUUGAAAUAAGCGAAGAGGACCGACAGAAAUUCUUUUUGACGGAGAAGGAUAUCGAUGAUAUGGAGAGACACAUUGAGUCUCACAAACUCGAGGUUCACAUUGCUUUGACUGCAUUUGAGGCGACGAUGGGCGACAAGCGGUCCGAAGAGAUUCAAUCAAUCAUUCUGGAUAUGUUCAAAGAGAUUAAAAGGAUUGGGGAGUAUUUCUUCACUCGCAGUCAUGGACCUCUACCUCCACUUCCACCAGGACGCCGACAUAGAAGUCGAGGUGUAAACCCACAAGACGAUGAUCGAGGCCAAGGAGCAUUUUAUCGAGAUCCAUACUUCAGUCCAUACGACCGCCAAUCGACAUACCCAUAUAUUCGACCUUUCGUUUUCCCCGACCUCUCCAGAUUGACAUCGCUAUACCUAGGUUGGACAUUUACCAAAGGCAGACCCCCAUAUCUGCAAGUCAACCCCCAAUCCAAUCAGCCCUCGUGGCGAUGGGCGAUCUGCAGUCAAAUGGCCCUCUCGACCGAAGAACUUUUCCUCAAAGUCCUAGCCCAGACUACCAAGCGUUCAAAGCUCCGGCGUUCCAUCCAGGACGAUUGCAAAGAUCUACUGAGGACGAGUGUUCAGAGGAUGCUUGUGGACAAUUUGCUUCGAGAUCAAAAUCUGAAUUUGGGGAGGCAACAUCCGUACUUGGAGUUGAAGUUGGCUGGCUUGUCGGCUAAGAGGAAGAGGAUUGGCUUUUUCUCUGAAGAGACAAAGAGUAUCGAUGUUAUCUUGAAAACUGAAUGGUCUCCUGAUGCUCCAAUGCAUGAUCCUAUAAGGCCUGGGCCUGGGCCUGGAGGGGGUGGACCGCCAGCACCACCACCACCACCACCAUGGGGAGGAGGACCAGGAGGAGGAGGACCAGGAGGAGGUGAUGAUGAUAGUGGUGGUGGCCGUUUCUCCGGCCCUGGUAGGCCUCUUGGGACUGGCUUUCAUGGAGGAGCAGGAGGUGGCAGCGGCCCUGGAUAUCCCCCCGGUAGAGGUCCACGCCAUACCAGUCAAGUUCCACCACCACCACCUCCUCCUCUUGGGGGUAGCAGUUCCCAUCCUGGUCAGAAAUCUCACAAGACGAGCCCGCCAGGAAUCCACCAUUCACCCCCACGGACAACACCAUCAAAAUCGGCACCCGAAGUAGUCUCCCGCGAGCCACGGAUGUACGUCGUCCGAAAGAAAAAGGGCAAAGCCGCGGCCUCAGACAGCGAAAGUCCUCGCCGAGUAUUUGUCCGAGAUAAACGUGGUAUCUUAAGAAUAUCAACUGAAAAUCAUCGUCCGAGCAGCUCCCACGCAGACAACAUCGAUGGAGUUCCGGUACCAGCUCACACGGUCCAUCAUUCUACUCACCCUCCACCACCAAAGCCUGCUGUAUACAGCCACGCCCAAGCAGUAUACCAUAUCCCAGCUGAGAUCCGUCCUCAAACACGCGUAUAUCCCCCACCACGACCCGCUCCUGAAAAAGUAUACUCCUCAUCCUCCGUUUCCUCCUCCGAUGACGAGUCUGAAGAGUACUCCAAGUGGCCAGCCAGACCUCAACCCCCAAGCAUACAAAUCCUAUCCCGAGAUAUGACCCGCGAACAAGAAAAGAGAGUCGUCGACGAGAUCUUCGCUGAAUGGGAAGACGGAGUCCACGGCAAACCCACCACUAGCACAGGACCAGCAGCCUCACAAAACCUAAACCAGAAACAAAAACUGGAACAAGAAGAGCGCAUAAAACUCCAGACUCCAUCAACCCUGGUGCCGCAAAUUGGACCAACGCGUCGAAUGAUGAUGGAAGUUGAACACGAAGCCCAAAGGCACGAGAGUAUUGAGGCGACGAUUCGCGAGUCGCAUAGACUGGAGGAACCGAGUCAUCAUACAUACACACGUGAACCGCGCCGGAGACGGCGACGCUCACGCUCUCGCCCGCGCGAGCGCGAGCACUCCUUUACAAGACCCCAACGACAAAGCAGGGGCUUCGUCUUCGUAGACCGAGACGGGAACACCCGUUUAGAUGACGAAGGCUAUGAAGACGUAAGAAGGGGAUUCGCUGAUCCAGAGGGGUAUUACCGGCAUUUUCCCGGACCGAGCGUGAUGGUACCCGGUCCAUCGAGAUCGUACGGGGCCCGAGGUCCGGGGAUACGGGCUCGGGAGAGCUAUGCUCAUCCGGAUGUGGCAGAUGUGGAGGCUAGUCCAACAUUUCUGUUUGAGAGGGGGAGGGAGAGUGGGAGAGAGAGGCAGAGGGAUCCUUUCGAUAUACCUAUUAUGGAGCAUUUUGUUGAAAUGCCUUAUCCCGAGAAUCUUGAGAGUCGUGAGAGGCGGAGGGAGUAUUUUGAGACUCCGGUUGUAGAGCACCUUCAUAGGGCUCAUCCGGAGAGUCAUGGGAGAGUGAGGGUUGUACCGUCACAUACGGAGAGAGGGCGUGAGCGUGUGUUCGUGGCGGAAGUACCUGAACGGGCGUCGAGGGCGAGGGGGAGAGUGAAUGUUGAGACGAGGAGUCCCAGGGUGGAGCUGUAUGAGUCGGUGUAUGACUCGUCUGACUGAUGCCCGAUCUGGUUAAUGUUUCCGUGUAUGAUACUGAUACCCAGGA
This is a messenger RNA of Penicillium subrubescens, 3423 nucleotides long. RefSeq lists its product as uncharacterized. Lineage: Eukaryota; Fungi; Ascomycota; Eurotiomycetes; Eurotiales; Aspergillaceae. Gene Ontology annotation, cellular component: actin filament; cytoplasm. Gene Ontology annotation, molecular function: microtubule binding; actin binding. The record is from RefSeq and is a predicted model, not a curated record. The coding region runs from base 204 to 3377 and encodes 1057 amino acids. The transcript is spliced from 3 exons. Gene Ontology annotation, biological process: actin filament polymerization.